Messenger RNA from Penicillium vulpinum, 5358 nucleotides. Its product is annotated as putative Rho guanyl nucleotide exchange factor. The record is from RefSeq and is a predicted model, not a curated record. The transcript is spliced from 2 exons. NCBI's taxonomy places the organism in Eukaryota, Fungi, Ascomycota, Eurotiomycetes, Eurotiales, Aspergillaceae. Gene Ontology annotation, molecular function: guanyl-nucleotide exchange factor activity. Bases 1 to 5358 code for a protein of 1785 amino acids.
AUGUCGCAAUAUUCAAACGGCCAACAGCCAUACUACGGCCAAUCUACAACCCCCCAAGCCUCUAUCCAACCUGCCACAGGCCGCUAUGAUGCCUAUUCGUCCCAAAACCCUGCGCCGGACCAGCAUCUUCCUCGAAGGAUGCCGAGUUACAAUGCUGGGGAUGAUUCCUCAUUCUUCAACCCUGCCCAGGCCCAGAAUAUACAAGCGACCGAAGGAAACAGACAGUAUUCAACACAAAGCGGUGGCUAUGGCAGCAGCGCGGGACAGGGUGGCUACAACGUUGCGCAGGGACAGGGAGCCUUUGAAGACGACAGAGACUCGAGAUAUUCGCAGACUUCCUCGGACACCAUGUCGCAAAUUUCUCCGAGUCGCGCCUCUUCGCAAGCCUCCAGCCUGUCCUAUCGGUACCAAUACUCUGGAGCACCGGCAUCCCAGCCAGCUUACAACCCGCAGCAAUACGGCCUUCCACAUACGCAGUCGCAACCGGUCCUCGCUUAUAACCCCCAUACGUACACAGGCUCCAGUAAUGCUUCUUACGCUGCCCCAGUCUCGGCCCAUCAACCAUAUAAUCCCGCGGCAUACCAGUCUGCCGCGGUUUCGGGACUAGGCUCUCCGGCCCUACCUAGAAGACAGAGCGCAACUUCACACUACGGGCAGACACCGCCGACUCCACAAUCGUACGGCUUCUCUCAACAACAACAACAACCACCGCUUCCACCGCCGAGGGGCCCUGAUCAUCCAUAUGGAGGACGUUCUUACCAACCCAUGUCACCGAACCCCAUGUCACCAAAUCCCACGUCACCAAACCCCUCGCCUUCUUAUGUACCGUCAAGCUCCCCGGGGAUGAUGCCUAUGCCUCCGCCUACAUCACGUCCUUAUUACAACAACCCACAGGGGACUGCGUAUGACUUGCCAUCUCCCCAGUACCCCCCAGCGAUCCCAAGUGGUUCCUUCGAAGAGCAGCCUCCGAUGCCUCCCGUUCAUCAGACUCAUGCAAAUGGCCUGUAUGGCAAGCGGCCAAGUGUAUCUCAUUCUGGGACAGGGCGAUCCCUGCCGACUCCUCCUGGGCAGUCAGACUUACCAUUGCGAACGGAUACUUUGACUCGACACCCCCAAUCGCGACCUCUCCCUGGACCACCAGUCGAUGAAGCCAGGACAAAUGGCAAUUGCUUGCCGGCAGAAGCUCCCAUGGCUUAUGAAGAUGUGCUCAGAGAAGACGAGAUGGCAGCGUUGCACUCUCAGAACUUUGCCCAGCGUCACAAUUCUAGAGCAUCCCAUGCUAGCUCUGCUUCAAACAUGCACUUCUCGCCUGACGAGGAACACACCCACACCAACGGUAAUAUGGAGACAGCUCCGGGAUAUAACGUGAAUCACGAUGCGUACUGUGACGAAAACGAUUACGGCGCUGCUGGUGCGAUUAUGAUGGAGGAAGAUGCAGCGCGUGAGGAGCGUCUUCAAGGGCGAAGGCGACGUGAGACCAAUGCCUCGGUUCUCAGCUCGCAUGCAUCCAACAUAUCGCCAGGGGGGCAUUCGCCACACUCCGAUCCCGAUGAAGAUAACUAUUUCAUCGAUCAGGACAUAGGACGGCUUGAAGGAGGCUACCCAGUAGGGCCCUAUGGCGAAGAGCCUUUUUACAAUUCAGAGAAGCAAUCGGACCCUGCUGCGGGCAACGGUUUUCAAGGAAAAUCUGGUUCGUUCAGAAGCUCUGGGUCCCCUGAUGGCCGUAGUGAGUAUUAUGAUGAAUACGGUCACCCGGCUCUUGCAUAUGAAUACGCCAACCGCCUCCAUCAUACGCCGGCUGAUGCCAGGGUAGACGCCGGUGGAACAGGUGGAUUAGCGGCACCCGAUGCCUAUUCCCGACGGAUGAGCUUUGACUACGGCGAUGAAGGAGAAACACCCGAUGGUCAAACACACUCUGGAGAUCAGUCUGAUGAUGAGAUCCCCUAUCAAUCUGUACCUGAGGAUUUGUUCUUCCACCCUGGGAUGCGUCCAUUGCCACCAGCGCCUGUCCAGCCUGCUGGUGGUAAUGUUAGUCUUGGGCCAUAUUUAAUGCCCGCGGGCACAUAUAACCGCCACUCGGAGCAGCAGGAUGACUUUGAUAAUUAUUCACAGUAUAACAUACCGUCCGUGCUGAACUCUGCGGACUCUUAUGGCGAUGCUAUGCUGAGCCCUUCCCAAGUUCCGCGGUCGUCAUCUUUGUCGACUCCUAUCGGGCCUCGUGCUGAUGCGCCCACCAGGUCGAAGACCGAUGCGGACCGGCUUAGAUACAGGCAGCAGCAGCAGGAACUCAGCUUCCAGCUUCAGCAAAAGGAUUUACCGGACGAGCCUAUGCCGCUAGAUCUACCAACCAUCCCGCAUCACAGGCGCAAGAAGUUCCAUCCCGCCAAGCUGUCAUCGGAACAAUUCAAAAAGUGUAGCGAGCCGUGGGCUCUGAGUUCUCUCUUGGCCUGGAUUAAAGAUCUGAGUGAGGAUGAAACAGAUCUUAGAGAGCAAGCAAUUGCUGAUGCCAUGGUCGCGUUGUUCACUCACAAAGUUCCCACCAUGAAUAUUGCUGAUGCCGAGACACUGGCUGCUCGAGUUGUGAGUGGUAUGCUUGAAGGAGGUGCAUUGGUAAAAGAAGAAGAAUGGGUCAAAUUUGGCCCAGGCACUCUUUCGGGUAUCCUGUUUCAGAUCACUGGCACUGGAUGUUACUCCCCAAGGCUCCACUUGCACGAGAUGCACAUUGAGGAUACCGAUAGUUUCGGUCGAUGCUACUCGCAUCACUGUAUGCGGACGUUGAAGAAGGUCAACCUCAAGGCGCAGAUGAUGGCACCGCAGAAGAAAACCGAGGACUGGGUGACUUUCUACAAGGUACCCAAGGAGGUCUUGGACGCUCAUCCGAAGAAAGAAAUCGAUCGGCAAAACAAUUUGCAUGAAAUUGUCACUACAGAAGACUCUUACAUCGCACAACUGGAUGUCCUACGAGAACUGUAUCGUGAUCAAUUGGCUAAGAUGAAUCCUCCGAUCAUGCCGGCGAAGCGAUUGCCCAAAUUUUUGGCCGACGUGUUUGGCAAGGUCGAUGCCGUGAAGAAGGUCAACGAGGAUUUCCUGUUGGCACAGCUUAAAUACCGUCAAAAAGAACAAGGCCCUUUCAUCUCUGGUUUCAGUGACAUCUUCCGGGAAUGGAUUCGCAAAGCUAAGAAUGUUUACAUCGACUAUGCUGCAACCUUCCCAACGGCAAACUAUCUUGUGCGCAAGGAGGCCGAGCGCAACCCGCACUUCAAGCAGUUCCUAAACGUGGCACGGGAACAUAAACUGUCCGGCCGUCUUGGCUGGGAUACUUACCUCAAAGCCCCGAUUACCAGAAUCCAGCGGUAUACUCUUCUGUUGACGACUUUCUACAAGAAUAUGGACAAGGAUUCCGAAGAAAAAACAAAUGUGGCACAGGCCAUUGAAGAGAUCAAGGUUGUGGCACUGGAGUGUGACAACAAAGUGGGAGAGAUGAACAAGAAGGCCGACUUGAUGGAGUUAGCAUCCAAGCUACAAUUGCGACCCGAAAUGAAGAAGGAAGUUGUACUCAAUCUCGAACACUUGGGUCGACAGAUCAUCCAUCGAGGCGAACUGCAGCGCCCUGGAACCCGCACAAGAUUCCUUGUCGAUACACACGCUAUCCUGUUCGACCAUUAUCUUGUUCUUGCCAAGAUAUUCACAACACGCGACCAGGCAGUGAAGUAUGAGCGAUACGAUAUUUCAAAGCUCCCUAUCCCAAUGGAUCUAUUAGGCCUGGAAAGCACCGACGAUGAUCCUGUGAUCAAAUCAUCCGUCAGGGGAGUUUCGACUAUCACGCCCUCCCAAGCGGGUGCUGGCAGCCCUCUUACACAUACAGGGUCUGGUGCAUCUGGAGGAAACGCAGGCGCUGACAACUCCAAGGACGACAAGAUCUUGUACCCUUUCAAAAUCAAGCAUCUAGGCAAAACUGGAACAUACACUCUCUACGCUUUCUCAGCGCAAAGCCGCAUAGAGUGGUGCCAAAAGAUCAUCGAAGCGAAGACAAAGCAUGCUGCUGCUCUCUUCUCGCAGAACGCCGAGCCAUUCCGACUGCGUGUGCUUGCAGACACUGCGUUUGGAUGCUCUGAUCAUGCGCCCGGCUCUAAAAGUGUCACCAUCAAGGGCACCCCUCUCCAUCGUGCGGUCAAAGAAGUCGAGAAGCGAUAUGAAAGCUCGAAGACUCGCCCUCCAGCGGUAUGCAAGACUGCAGUCAACUGUGCUACGGUGUUCCAGCAGCCACCUGGGCGCAUUAUGUGUGCAAUUGGCACAGACUAUGGACUUUACAUGUCUGAGCUCAAUAACCCGCGGGGCUGGUCCAGGGCUAUUCCUAUCACGCGGGUCACACAAGUUGCUGUAUUUGAGGAUUUCAACUUGCUGUUGUUGAUUGCAGAUCGGUCUUUGAUUGCAUACCACCUUGACGUGGUCUGUCCUGCCAAUGGGAAAACCCAGUCAUCUCAAGAUUCAGCUCGACGAGCUCCGCAGAAGCUCUCUGGAAACCGUGAAGUGGGCUUCUUUGCCGCUGGUCGUCUAAAGGACCGGUACUUGGUCUUGUACAAGAAGCGUGAGGGACUAUCAUCUACAUUCAAGGUUCUCGAGCCCGUGCUGCAGAAAUCAUCCACAAAUAAAAGCCGCAUGUUCUCACGUCGCUCACAAACGGAGUUCUUCCGUGAUUACGACGAGUUCUACAUCCCUGCCGAGACCUACCGAAUUAACAUGUUCCACUCCUCGCUUGCCAUCUCAACCCAAAAGGGUAUUGAAGUCCUCACUCUUGACAAGAAACUUUCAUGGUCUGUCCCAGACUUUAGCACCAACGACACCCAAGAUGCAGCCGAUACCCUACAGAGCAUCGCCAAUCGCAUCAGUGGGCUCAAGCCACUAGGAAUGUUCCGUCUCAGCGAGAGCGAGUUCCUAGUAGCUUACCAGCAGUGCGCUGUGUACGUCAACAAGCACGGCGACGUCUCUCGCAGUGUAGUCAUGGAGUUCGUUGGCAGCGCACACACAGCCUGUCUCUAUGGCAAGUUCCUAAUUCUCUUCAACGAGGACUUCGUUGAAGUCCGCAACGCAAUGAACGGCCGCUUACGACAGGUUAUCCCCGGCCGCAAUGUCGUCUGCAUAGACGACGGGAGCAAGGUGCCUGGAUCGCUUGAUGGAAAUGCACACGCCAGCACUGGUGGCUCGACGAGUCUUGCCAGCGGCUUCUCUGGCACCACUAAUGGCUCCCCAGCCCCUACGGGUAUGGGCAACACGGUCAAAAUCUGCAUGCAACAUCCAGAGUAUGAGCGGAGUCAGAUUGUCUUGGAGCUGAUCGAGAAUGAGGGGCAGAAAGACUAA